This is a messenger RNA of Colletotrichum orchidophilum, 1518 nucleotides long. RefSeq lists its product as uncharacterized. The transcript is spliced from 4 exons. Gene Ontology annotation, cellular component: membrane. The record is from RefSeq and is a predicted model, not a curated record. Bases 1 to 1518 code for a protein of 505 amino acids. Gene Ontology annotation, molecular function: carbohydrate:proton symporter activity. Lineage: Eukaryota; Fungi; Ascomycota; Sordariomycetes; Glomerellales; Glomerellaceae. Gene Ontology annotation, biological process: transmembrane transport; carbohydrate transport.
AUGGCACUCCCUCCCAAGUGGUACCAGUUUCUUGUGAGCGUCUUUGCCUCGCUCGGUUCCUUCAACUACGGCUAUGAUUUGGGUGUCAUUGCCUCCGCCAUUGCUUCGGCCUCCUUCAAGACCAAGUUCGGCGAAGACCCCAAUGAGAUCGGCGCUGUCGUCUCCGUCUUUACUGGAGGUGGCUUCAUCGGUGCUGGCCUUGCCGGCCCCACCGGUGACAGACUCGGCCGUAAGAAGACAAUUCUCAUCGGUGCCUCCAUCUUCGUUCUCGGCGGCGCUCUCCAAGCCGCUGCGCAGUCUCUCGCUUUCCUCUAUGCUGGUCGUGCCCUCGCCGGUAUCGGUGUGGGUUUCUUGACCAUGAUCAUUCCCAUGUACCAGGCCGAGCUUUGCCAUCCUAGCAUUCGUGGACGAGUCACUGCUUUGCAACAAUUCAUGCUUGGUGUCGGUGCUCUGGCAGCUGCGUGGAUCUCAUAUGGAACGUAUAUUGGAUUCGCCGAAAACGACAACAACCAAUGGCGUGUCAGUUUGGGUAUUCAGUGUAUUCCUGGUGGCAUUUUGGCUUUGCUUAUUCUCUUCUUCCCCGAGUCUCCCCGUUGGCUCAUCGACCACGGUCGUGUCGACGAGGGUCUCGCGACUCUGGCUAAGCUCCAUGCUCACGGCGACGUCAACGAUGCCUGGGUCCGCGCCGAAUUCGACCAGAUCCAGGACUCCAUUGCCGCCGAGCACGAGGGUUCCGCAAAGUCCUACAAGGAGCUCUUCACCGACAAGUCUUGCUUCCGUCGUCUCUUCCUAGCUUGCGCUCUCCAAGGUUCUAUUCAGAUGACCGGUGUCAGUGCCAUUCAGUACUACUCUGUCGCCAUCUAUGAGAAGAUUGGCAUCGCCGGGGACGAAACCCUCCGCUAUCAGGCCAUCUCUUCCGUCAUUGCCCUCGUCGCUCAAUUCUCCUGCAUGAUGCUUAUUGAUAAGACUGGUCGUCGCUGGCCUUUGAUCUUUGGUAACCUUGGCAACUGCGUUACCUUCAUCAUUGCCACUAUUCUUCUCGCCAAGUUCCCUCCUGGCUCCGAGCACGCCAGCGGGGCUUCCGCCUGGGGUUUCAUCGCCAUGACUUGGCUUUACAAUUUCAGCUUCAGCGCCACCUGCGGUCCCCUCUCAUGGAUCAUCCCGGCUGAGAUCUUCGACAUGAAGACUCGCUCCAAGGGCGUCUCCAUCGCAACUAUGACCUCAUACGCCUUCAACACCCUCAUCGGCCAGACUACCUCUGUGGCUCUCGAUGACAAGCACGGCAUUGGCUGGCGCUGGUACAUCUUGUUCAUUGUUUGCAACUUCACAAAUGCCCUCUUUUUCUGGGCAUUCCUACCCGAGACUGCCAAGCGUCCUUUGGAAGAGAUGAGAUAUCUCUUCACCGAGGCUCCUCUAUUCAUUCCGACCCUGGACAUGAAGACUGUUGAGUCCUACGACCUUGAGCGCAGGGUUGAGGCAGUCGAGCAGAAGCGUGAACACGAAACCGAGCAUAUUUGA